UCCGGGCCGAGGCCGGAGCGGGAGCGGCACCGGCACGGACACCGAGCCCGGCGGGCCCGGCCGCCGCGCCAUGCGAGCGGGCUGAGCGGCGGGCAGGGCCGCGGCAGGCACCGAGCGGCCCGCGAACGCGCCUCCGGAUCCAAGGUGCUGCUGUCUCACCCUGCCAGGAGCCUGAGGUCCCUUGUGCCCAUCCGCUUCCCAACGUCACCAAUGCGACCAUGGGAACUGGCAGUCAAUAGGCGGCCACCCUCUGCCCCUUUUAACCAGCGCCGUUUCUCGGGGGGACCCUGCAGCAGCCCUGAUCAUCUCCGGAGAAGCCCCCCUGCCAGGCGUCAGUGGGGACGACACGACCGACCUCUGGCAACCCUGCUGGGCCAGGAUGAGCCCCAGCUGCACCCUGCCUUCCCCCAGCAGCCGCACGGCCCUGUAGAUGAGCCCCGUGCCUACGCUCUCCCCAGCACGCCGCCACGAAUGCUUCACCCGGCCGCUCACCCGCCCCACCAGAACCCAUUCAUGGUGGAUCUGCAUGACCAGGUGCACCAGGGACCCGUCCCUCUCUCCUACACGGUUACCACCGUCACGACGCAAGGCUUCCCCAUCCACGCCGGCCAACACAUCCCUGGGUGCAGCACCCAGCAGCUCCCAGCAUGCUCAGUGAUGUUCAGUGGACAGCACUACCCGCUCUGCUGCCUCCCGCCCCCGCUGAUCCAGGCAUGCGCCAUGCAACAGCUCCCCGUCUCCUACCAGACAUUCCCCCCCAUCAUCUCCAGCGACCAUUACAUCCUGCACCCCCCUCCACCACCAGUGCCCCCCCACCAGCCGCCCCACAUGGCCCCCCUGGGGCAGUUUGUACCUCUCCAAGCCCAGCACCCGCGCAUGCCUCUGCAGAGGAUAGACAAUGAUGUGGACCUACGAGGGGAGCAGCACCCCAUCGCAGGCUUCACGUACCCCCCGUCCCACCAUGCCCCCACGCUCUCCCCCUCUGUGCCGCUGCAUUACCUCCCCCACGACCCGCUGCACCAAGAGCUGCCAUUUGGUGUGCCAUACCCCCACAUGAUGCCCCGGCGGCUGAACACCCAGCGGUACCGGCUGCAGCAGGCGCUGCCCCCCCCGCCACCCCCUCCGCCACCCCCACCGUACUACCCGAGCUUCCUGCCCUAUUUCCUCUCUAUGCUUCCCGUGUCGCCGACAGCGGUGGGGCCCACGAUCAGCCUAGACCUGGACGUGGAUGAUGUGGAGAUGGAGAAUUAUGAGGCGCUGCUGAACCUGGCUGAGCGGCUUGGGGAGGCCAAGCCACGGGGACUCACCAAAGCAGACAUCGAGCACCUCCCGUCCUACCGCUUCAACCCCGAGAGCCACCAGUCUGAGCAGACCCUGUGUGUCGUGUGCUUCAGCGACUUCGAGGCCCGGCAGCUUCUCCGCGUCCUUCCCUGCAACCACGAGUUCCACGCCAAGUGUGUUGACAAAUGGUUAAAGGCGAACCGCACGUGCCCCAUCUGCCGGGCGGACGCGUCGGAGGUGCAGCGGGAGGCGGACUGAGGCUGGCGGGCGCUGUGCCGCACAAUUCGCUAGGGAUGAGGACGCCGGGCCAGGGGCGGGGGCUGCUGCCCGCUGCCAGGGCCUGAACCUGUGCUUACCCCCCACCCCCAAAGCCUCUCCUCGGAUGUGGUGAGCAUUGAGCAGUCCGGGCUCCCGGCCAGCCCUCCUCCCCGCCGGGGCACGGACUCGGCCAGACGCCUGCCCGCUGCGCUCCUGCGGCCCCGAAACGUGUUGUGCUGGAGGCAGGAGGCGCGUGGCCGUGUCCUCCAUGCUCCAAAGACGCUGUUGUUGCUCCCAUCACUUCCCAGGUUUCUGUACUCCGCUAGGGAAUUAGUGUUUUUUUUUCCCUUUGUCACCUUUUUUUUUUUUUAAUUAUUUUUCAUGGUAGGAUUUGUUUUGGUUUUUUUCCCCCAUUUCCUUUUUGACCCAGCGGUGCGGGCAGCUCCUCCCCUCGGGGAGGUUUGUGGGGAGGAGAGGAGGGAGAGCCGUGGGUUUGAAGCCGGCGGCACCCUGAGCUGGAGCGCCUGGCCGGCCCUGGGGGCAGCCGGAGGAGGUGGCCAGCGGAGCCAUGGUGGGACACCAGCAACCCCGGGGCAGGAACACCUCCGUCCCUGCACGCAGCCUCUCCUCCCUCAGCUGCCCCAGGGAGCCCUGGAGGGUUAUGGCUGCUUGGGGUUUUUCCCAGGUGGGAGGACAGUUGUCCCUGACCCCUCUCCCCGUUCAUUCCCCCAUGCCUGGCUGGUGCAGGUUUUGGGGCCAGGCCAUGUGUGGCAUCCUGUGAGGCAUCCAGGCCCAAGGGGGCUACCCCAGCCCAAUCCUUGUGGCCAUGGGCAUGCAGUAGCCCCAGUGUGCUGCCAGGCUCCUGCUAUUUCUCUGUCCCACCGCCAUAAAUCAAAAUAGCCCCGGCUGGGCAGCACAGUGCGGUGCCCCUGGCCAGUGGGCAGCGGGGGGCCGGCAGCGGGAGCCCCCGGCCCCUGGAACAGGGGUGUUAUCCGUGACCUCGUGGAAUAUUUUCAGUGCUACCCCUGGCCCUACCCUGGCCGGUGUCGGGGGGGAGCUGUGAGCAGCCCCCUGCCCGCAUGGGGCCAGGCGGGCUGGUUUGGGGGGGGAGAAGGGGCCGCCAUGCUGCCACCCGACUCCAGCAAUCCCGCGUGGCCGAAGUUGUUUUGCAUGAUUAAUUAGUGAGGAGGGUGACAGGAGGCAGCGGUGGUGGGGGGGGAUAGGCCCGCCCUCCCCUCAUGGCGCGUGUUGCUGACGCCUGGCAGCCUCCAAGCGGACGCCAGCCCUAUGUAAAUGUUCACAAAUAUGCAUGCAUGUCUGACCAGC
Messenger RNA from Apus apus (common swift), 2865 nucleotides. It is a transcript of the gene RNF44, whose product is annotated as ring finger protein 44. Lineage: Eukaryota; Metazoa; Chordata; Aves; Apodiformes; Apodidae. The record is from RefSeq and is a predicted model, not a curated record. The transcript is spliced from 11 exons. Bases 211 to 1539 code for a protein of 442 amino acids.